Fragaria vesca subsp. vesca is the source of this 1681-nucleotide messenger RNA. Its product is annotated as COP9 signalosome complex subunit 3-like. Gene Ontology annotation, cellular component: COP9 signalosome. Gene Ontology annotation, biological process: ubiquitin-dependent protein catabolic process. The coding region runs from base 84 to 1349 and encodes 421 amino acids. The transcript has 11 exons. NCBI's taxonomy places the organism in Eukaryota, Viridiplantae, Streptophyta, Magnoliopsida, Rosales, Rosaceae. The record is from RefSeq and is a predicted model, not a curated record.
AGACCCAGAAAACCAAACUGGGAGCCCCUUCUUGUUCUUCUUCUUCUUCUUCUUCUUCUCUCAAAUCAAAACCCUAAAUUGCGAUGGAAGUUCUCGUUGUGAACAUCCAGGGGCUCUCGACGAACCCCGGAGACCUCCCCAACCUGCACAACAUUCUGAAGCAAGCGCACGACUCGCUCCACGCCGAGUCGAUUCGGCUGCUUCCUCUUCUCGACAUGCUUGAUCCCUCUCUGCACUCGCUCGGUUACCUCUACAUCUUGGAAGCAUGCACUUCAUCUGCAUUGUCAAAGGAGCAAGCUAGUGCGGUGGUGUUGCCCACGGCCAGAUUUAUGAAUUCGUGCAGUAAGGAGCAAAUUCAGUUGGCACCGGAGAAAUUCAUAAGUGUUUGCAAGAGGUUCAAAGACUAUGUUAUGCAGCUUGAAGCCCCUAUGAGAGGAGUGGCACCAAUGCUGGCAGCAAUUCGGAAAAUUCAGAGCUCCUCGGAACAUCUGACUCCCUUGCAUCCAGAAUUUCUUGUACUCUGUUUGCUGUCAAAAUGCUAUAAAGCUGGAUUAUCCAUUUUGGAUGAAGACAUCUUUGAGGUUGAUCAGCCAAAAGAUCUUCUUCUGUAUUGCUAUUACGGGGGGAUGAUAUGUAUUGGAGAAAAGCGUUUUCGAAAAGCAUUGGAGCUUUUGCACAAUGUUGUAACAGCUCCAAUGUCUGUCAUUACUGCAAUAGCUGUUGAAGCAUACAAAAAGUAUAUACUGGUUUCACUCAUUCACAAUGGACAGUUCUCUACCAGUCUCCCUAAAUACACCUCAUCUGUAGCUCAGAGGAAUCUGAAGAACAUUUGUCAGCCCUACAUAGAAUUGGCAAAUAGCUAUACGACGGGUAAGAUUGCUGAUUUUGAGACAGUUGCCCAGAAAUACCAGGAGAAGUUUGAUAAUGACAACAAUCUUGGACUGGUGAAGCAGGCUAUUUCUUCCAUGUACAAGCGCAACAUUCAGAGACUUACACAGACAUAUUUAACCCUCUCCCUCCAAGAUAUAGCCAACAGUGUUCAAUUAAACAGUGCUAAGGAAGCUGAAAUGCAAGUGCUACAAAUGAUUCAAGACGGUGAGAUAUUUGCAACAAUUAACCAGAAGGAUGGAAUGGUUAGCUUUCUUGAGGACCCUGAACAGUAUAAAUCUUGUGGGAUGAUUGAACGUAUUGACUCAUCAAUACAAAGGAUAAUGGCGCUUUCGAGGAAGCUGACUACUAUGAAUGAGAACAUCUCUUGUGAUCCUAUGUACCUAGCAAAGGUUGGGAGAGAACGGCAGCGGUUUGACUUUGAUGAUUAUGAUCCUGUUCCUCAGAGGUUUAAUAUAUGAUAUUAAUCAGUUUCACUCUUCCUGUCGGCAUUGGGAGAGUGGUUAGGACAAGACUGGAUCAUUUGAAUAUAUUUUCCAGCUCCUUACUGUGCAAAGAGAUGGGCAACAUUCUGUCAUUUCCUCCAAAAUUCUGUCUAGUUAUGAAACUAGUUUAAUUUGCUCAUAUUUUGUAGUUACUGUUGCCAUUUUUUAUGGAUAGGAAAGUGCAAUGAUGAGAAAAAUGAAACAAAACGUGUUCAAGGUUAUGAGUACUCCAAAUUGUCUAAGUUGCAACCUGAUGUCUACUGUGUACCGCUAUCGGUUAUUUGUGUGCAAGUCACUCGUUUUUAGGA